Molecule: messenger RNA, 957 nt
Organism: Talaromyces atroroseus
Lineage: Eukaryota; Fungi; Ascomycota; Eurotiomycetes; Eurotiales; Trichocomaceae
Exons: 4
Coding region: 1-957 (318 amino acids)
Source: RefSeq, a predicted model, not a curated record
AUGGAUACAGAAAAGUUAAUUAUCGUCAUUGGAAUUACCGGUGUUCAGCUACCUGGAUGGAAUGUCCGCGGAACGACCCGUUAUCCCUCUUCUGACAAGGUCGAAGCCUGGAAGGCCAAAGGCGCUGAGAUAGUUUCGGCAGACCUCGACAACCAAUCGAGCCUGGAGCUUGCGUUUCAGGGAGCCAAUGUCAUCUUUGGGGUUACUGAUUUUUGGACUAUCUUCCAAGAUCCCACAAGCAUGGCGAAGAAGAAGCCAGUACAGGACAUUACACAGUAUUGUUAUGAAGUUGAAGUGAAACAAGGCAAAAACCUUGCCAAUGCAGCAGCAGCAACGAAAACCCUUGAUCGUUUUGUUUUCAGCUCCAUGGCAAUGGCAAGCAAAUGGAGCAAUGGAAAGUUCACUCAACUCUAUCAUAUGGAUUCCAAGGCAGUUGUGGCAGAAUACGCCAAAGCCCUGCCGAGUUUGAAAGACAAAUUCUCUCAGAUUCAAGCCCCGAUAUAUUUUAAUCUGCUAUGGCAGUGGGGUCUACCAACGACACCCAAAAAGCAAGCUGAUGGGACCUACCGAAUCCGUGGUGUUGGACCAGGUAACAUUCCAAUUCCAUUUGGCGAUGUGCAGGGUGAUUUUGGGAAAUGUGUAAAGGUAGUUGUGCAAGAAAAACCAGGGCUCAAUCUCCUUGCUGUGGGUGAGAUGUUGUCCUGGGACUCGUAUAUUGAGACCUGGUCCAAGUCUCAGGGUGUUCAGUCUGGUGGUUACGAAGAACAUACAAUCGAGUCAUUCAUGAAGCUUCUUCCCGGUGGAUUAGGCCGGGAGUUUGGCGAAAAUGUCUUGUUUGGGCAACAGUUUGGAUACGAUGGGUCAGACCCAACUGUAGUGCGACCUUCAGACUUUGGUAUCCCUAUGAGUUCUUUCAAGGAGUACUGUGAGCGGACAGAUUUUUCCUCUAUUCUAUGA